AGUGUUACGAUUUUAUGCACGCCUCUAAUGUAGUCUAUUUUGCAGUUGAAUGGACAAGAAAAGUUUUUUCCAAGUAUAUAAUGAGUAGGUUUCUGUUGUACUGCACAGAGUGAUGCUAAUGAUAACCCUGUGUAUUUUGUUAACGUGAUAGAGAAUGUCCCGAAUGUUCUUUCCUUUAGAUUGCAAUUACCCGUGCGCAUCCCCCCACCCCCCACAUAUAUUACUCACACACACGUAUUUCUUAGCCUGUGUACUUAUUAGACAGAGGACACAUGCGCGCGCUCAUGUGAAACGUAUUGAAACACGUUUGGUAAAAUAGGAGUGAAUGUAUUGCGUCACGUUUAGUUAGUGAUAAAUAUCAAAAUAACGCAAAUGAUUAGAAUUUAUGCACACGCUUUUUGUAAAUCAUGUAAAUGUUGCAUAAAACAAACAAAAUGUUUUAUGGUAGAUUUUGAAAACUAAGGGACAAGUUCUCUGGAUACGUAUAGACGUAUGAACAUACGUAUAGACGUAUGCUCGUAUAUCCCGAUAAGCGGCGAGCAGUCGGACCUUGAAAGCCACUGGAAAUAGACGUGUUAAUCAAGCUCUGCCCUUUUUACCACAACUGAAAUUUUCGUACCGGUAGAACUCACUGAAAUUCAAGUGCACAGUUCGAGCAGAAUGGCCGAAAAACAGACCUUCUUUUAUGAUCCGGAAAAUAACGUCGAGCAAGGAACACAUGGCAGCAAAUGGAAAAGGCAAUAUACGAUAUUGUGCUUUGUUGGAGUUGUCGUGAUGAUUGCCGUAAUUUUUACUAUACCGCUAGUCACCUGUCGUAAUCACAAAACAAGCGAUGAAGAGUUAAAUAAAAAAAAUUAUAAUGAAUGUAAUACGUCUACUCAAAACGACUUUAUCGAAAAUGAGAAGAAUAAAAGUACUGGAGAAAUCGUUUAUGUGAAGCCUAUAAGUGACGAAGAUUUGAAACGAUACGAAGAUAAAGAGUUAAAUAAAAACGACUUUAUCGAAAAUAAGAGGAAUGAAAGUACUGGAGAAAUCGUUUCUGUGAAGCCAAUAAGUGACGAAGAUUUGAAACGAUACGAAGAAGUGUUGGGUGAACUCAAGUCCAUGGGAUGCAAACCCAGGAGCAAACUUUAUAAAGUUUCGGAUCUUCUACCAAAGGACAGCAAAAUCGACGACUUUAUUUACGACCUCCAAUACGUGCCUCUGAAGAAAGUGCCUUCCAGAGUGUAGCUUCUGUCGAGAGACGAGUGCGGAGUGCCUUUCUUCAGCCGAGCAAGUUAUAGGGAUUCCACUGCCUGGCAAGUCAGCUGAUGGCGAAUCUCUGACGUAUCAUCUGGAAGUGACAGAAGACCAGUCCUGUGAAUGCAGGUGAUGCAGUGCGAAAUAUAAAGAUUUUUAUGUUUAAAUUGCCUUUGUGUCAGACUAAAUAAAACAGUAAGAAUU
Penaeus chinensis is the source of this 1443-nucleotide messenger RNA. RefSeq lists its product as uncharacterized. The transcript is spliced from 2 exons. Lineage: Eukaryota; Metazoa; Arthropoda; Malacostraca; Decapoda; Penaeidae. The record is from RefSeq and is a predicted model, not a curated record. Bases 661 to 1230 code for a protein of 189 amino acids.